Messenger RNA from Engraulis encrasicolus (European anchovy), 1863 nucleotides. RefSeq names its product TRAF3 interacting protein 2a (gene traf3ip2a). The transcript has 10 exons. The record is from RefSeq and is a predicted model, not a curated record. The coding region runs from base 218 to 1465 and encodes 415 amino acids. Gene Ontology annotation, biological process: humoral immune response; positive regulation of canonical NF-kappaB signal transduction. Lineage: Eukaryota; Metazoa; Chordata; Actinopteri; Clupeiformes; Engraulidae.
UUGUGUACUGUGCAUGUUAUAGCCGUGUGAUAUCUCUAAGGUGACAUAGUGUUCUUCAUAUACAAUGUCAUCUGUGUGGGUAUUCAGCUGAGGAUUACUGGAUUAUUGCUGCCAGUGAGGUGUCUACUGUGAACACACAUAUUUCCUUUCCCAUGACCUUGGCAAGAUUACUUUUCUCUUCUGUGAGCAACACAAUACAGUGGCAUACGAUACAGUAAUGGACUCGUUUCCAGUGUCGUACGGCCACAGGAGUGUCCCGGUGGAGACUGACGAGGCCAUGACCUCGUCCUGCUUGAACCUGGUGUGUGAGCAGAGCCAGAGCGGGCUGGACGCCCCCUACCUGACCCGGGGGGGGCCCGUGAUGGACGAGUACCCGAGCGUCACCAUCAACCACGUACCAGCCGACUGCGAACCGUGGGGGGACCAUCAGCCACCCAAAGGUGGGCGAACGCAGGCGCCCGUUUCUAUGGGAACAGAACUGUCCCCGGACCUGAACCCUCACCGCGACCUGUUCAAGAACAACCCCAGUGACGUUUCCUGGAUGGAGGACCCCCCAGUGCGGAGUUAUUACAAAGCCCCCAAAGAGCCCCCCGGUCCGGACCCCGAUGAGAGCCUGGAGGCCCCCCUGUCGCUACAGUCCGACCCCCCCAAUGCUCAUUACCAGCAGCCCAUGCCCUGCCACCGGCCGUACCACAACAACAACAACAACCGCGUACCUCCCCUGCGUCGUCCUGUGGGUCCUUGCUUCAACCAGCAGUAUGCCGAUCAGGCCUACCCCCACUACUACCCCAACACAGAGCCUGCACAUGCACCUCCCCACCAGCCCCAGUCUAGGAGGCAUACUGGAGGAGAGGGUAACACGGCCCCCGUCAGAGAGAUCAUGACGGAGUUGUGUCCCAGACCUUCGCUCCCUCCCCGUCACUGUCACACUCCAGCACAGGAGACCAAGAGGACCAUCAGUCUACCUGAUAACUGCCGAAACCUUUUCAUAACAUACUCCAUUGACACAGCAGAGGAGAUUCCUACAUUUGUGAGUUUCUUGAUGACACAGGGUUUUCGACCAGCUAUUGAUAUAUUUGACGAUCCUGUGAGAAGACUAGACAUAAACAAAUGGAUGGAUAGUUAUUUAAAAGAUAAAUCAGUGUUGAUUAUCAUGGUCAUCAGCCCCAAGUACAAAAGUGAUAUUGAAGGACACGGCUCAGAUGAACAUGGACUGCACACCAAGUAUAUACAUAGCCAGCUACAGAAUGAGUUCAUUCAGCAGCGUUGCCUGAAUUUCCGACUUGUCCCAGUAUUGUUCCCCAACGCAACCAAGGAUCACAUCCCCAUUUGGCUCCAGAGCACGCGUGUCUACCACUGGCCCCGGGACAUGCAGGACCUGCUGUUGCGUCUGCUUCGAGAGGAGCGAUACAUAGCGCCACCUAUGGGCAAGGAGCUCACUCUCACUAUCAGGCCCCUGAUGUGAUUUCCCGCCACAUACCAUUUUUAGCUUAUAUGUACAUGUAGCCUAUAUAAUCAAGUGAAAAUGGCAGAAGGCAGGAUGACAUAAUCUGCACCGCACAUUUAUCUGGGGGGAGAAGGGGGAGUGGGAUGAAGUGUCUUUAUAAUGUCCCAAUAUCACCAAUAUCUCCUCAUGAACACUGAUCUGAUACACUUAGUUAUUUUGUUUUCAUGCAUUAUGUUAAGAAUUACAUGUACAUAAUACAAUAAUGUCUGUAUCACCAUGGGGCAGGCAAAAAUAAUGUCUAUUUUUAAACACAAGAGGGCAGUGUUUCACUGGCCUUGAUUUGUCAACCACGGCUGCUUUGAUAUUGUUCAAGAUAGGCCUAAGUGUUUUAUGUGAACAAUAUGUAUGUCAAUAAA